AUGACAGUGGAAACUGAAUCCAACCAUGCUGAUGACUCAAACAAGGAAGCAGAACCUGCCCAGCUUUUGGAUGAUGAAGCAAAUAAACAACUGCCAGUCAAAAAGAAGACUUCUUGUUGUACAGGCCUGAAGGUGUUUCUCGCUGCUUUGUCGUUCAGCUACUUCUGUAAAACGUUGUCUGGUACAGUCAUGAAAAGUUCCAUCACUCAGAUUGAAAGAAGGUUUGACCUUACGUCUUCUACAGUUGGUCUCGUUGAUGGAAGUUUUGAGAUGGGUAAUUUGCUCGUGAUAGCAUUCGUAAGUUACUUUGGAGCUAAAUUUCAUAGGCCUAAAGUAAUAGCCUUAGGAUGCUUUAUUAUGGCUUUGGGAUGUCUUUUAACAGCGAUGCCUCAUUUCUUCAUGGGAUAUUAUAAGUAUGAGAGGGCACCACGUACAACAUCUUCUGUCAACUUAACUUCAGAUGUAAAUCCUUGUUUACUACAACAAGAUGCCAACAAAACUUUGUUGGAAGUCUCACAACCAGGCUGUGAAAAGGAAACUUCAUCAUAUAUAUGGAUAUAUAUCUUACUGGGAAACAUGCUACGAGGAAUUGGCGAGACACCAAUAACACCACUGGGCAUUUCUUACCUUGAUGAUUUCGCUAAGGAAGAAAAUGCACCUGUAUAUAUAGCAAGUUUGCACACAAUAGCCAUGUUCGGCCCAAUAUUUGGUUUCCUGUUGGGAUCACUAUGUGCAAAAUUGUACGUGGAUAUUGGAUUUGUGGAUUUAGAAAGCAUCACUAUAACCCCACAGGAUUCCCGCUGGGUGGGUGCGUGGUGGCUUGGUUUUAUAAUAGCUGGAACAAUCAGUCUCCUAGCUGCUAUUCCUUUCUGCUUCCUGCCAAAGAGUCUGGAAAAGCCAGAGGAAGCCAAUAAUGACAAAACUUCAUCUGGUCUCCUGGAAGGGAUGGGAGCUAUGAGGAAGACACAUACUUCUGUAAAACCUAAGACAAAAAAGUGGACAGCAAUAUUGAAAGAUUUUUAUACUUCCCUGAAAAAAGUCUUGAGUAAUCGAUUGUACUUUACGCUCUUGUGCAGCUCACUGUUACAGUUCAGUAGCUUUAUCGGUUUCUUGACUUACAAACCAAAGUACAUGGAACAGCAGUAUGGACAAUCUACAUCUAAAUCUAACUUUCUCAUAGGUUUGACAUCUUUACCUCCUAUAGGUAUUGGGAUUUUCCUAGGAGGGUUCAUAAUGAAGAAGUAUAAAAUGAACAUCAUUGGAGCAGCCAAGUUUGCAUUUACCAUGUCAUUUUUGGGCUUCCUGCUUACACAGUUGCACUUCUUUGUGGGUUGUGAAAACCAUGUAGUGGCAGGACUGACAGUGUCCUAUGAUGGCAAACCCAUUCAGCACCAUGAAAAUGCCUUAUUUUCUACCUGCAACUCUGACUGCAAAUGUGCCACCAACGUGUGGGAUCCCGUGUGUGGAGACAAUGGAAUUACAUAUGUUUCAGCAUGUCUUGCUGGGUGCACGACUUCAGAGGGACAUGGAAAGAACAUGCUCUUCCAUAACUGUAGCUGCCUGGAAGCCAGCAGAUCACAGUGGGGAAAUAACUCUGCCACUUUGGGGCAAUGUCCAAAAAGUGAUACCUGUUCAAGGAACUUUAUUUAUUAUACAGUAAUACAAGUCAUAAGCGGCUUUUGUUAUGCCUUGGGAGGCAUCCCAGCUUACAUGCUGAUGUUUAGAUGUGUCCAACCAGAGCUGAAAUCUCUUGCAGUUGGUCUGUACACACUCAUUGUGAGAAUGCUAGCUGGGAUUCCGGCUCCAGUUUACUUUGGUGCAUUGAUUGACAGGACGUGCUUGAAAUGGGGAAGCAAAAGCUGUGGGCAGCAAGGGGCUUGCAGAAUAUAUGACUCCAAUGCUUACAGAUAUUCCUACCUUGGCUUAUCAGCGUUGCUAAGAGCUCCUUCCUACUUGUUAGCAAUCCUUUUCUUCAUACAGUUAAAGAAGCACUAUCAAGCUAAGAAAUCCAGAUCCACAGAAAAUGGAGGAAGAGAAGAUGCUCCUAUGAAUAAAGAAGAUAAUUUCAAGAGCAAUGAACCUCUGACAGGUUCUCCUGAAGCAGAAAAAGAAUCCUGUAUUUAA
Messenger RNA from Rhea pennata, 2124 nucleotides. RefSeq names its product solute carrier organic anion transporter family member 1C1-like. Gene Ontology annotation, cellular component: plasma membrane. Gene Ontology annotation, biological process: transmembrane transport; bile acid and bile salt transport; sodium-independent organic anion transport. NCBI's taxonomy places the organism in Eukaryota, Metazoa, Chordata, Aves, Rheiformes, Rheidae. Bases 1 to 2124 code for a protein of 707 amino acids. The transcript is spliced from 14 exons. The record is from RefSeq and is a predicted model, not a curated record. Gene Ontology annotation, molecular function: bile acid transmembrane transporter activity; protein binding.